GACAGUCCUGCGAUUGGGGGAUUUAUGCAUUUUUACGAGUGAUUUCGGCUGUCAUACUAUGGUAAUUGUUUCAUAAUACGUCCAUCGCUGUAGGGGAUGCGCUGGUUUGCACCAACCAAGAUCAAGUUCCACUAGUUGAAGACGUUGGUGGGAAGAUAAAGCUGGUGUAGGAUAUCUUCUGAGCAAUGCAGGACUGGAGCAAAAACAGUGGGGAUCGGAUUCUUGCAUCCAAGGCUGGAGGAACAUAUCCGCUGAUCUCCGGUCGAUUCCAACGGGCUGGCAAUUGAAAUAAAGAGACCUUGGGCAGAUCUAUACAUAAACUGGUACAAGCCGCACCACUGGCAGCAGACAAGGGGAUUCGUGCCUCUCUCCUCCGCUUCGCCAGUGCGCAUGGAUGAAAGUCACAGUUAAAAUGCAUGCGGCAAGUCGCGUCUGAUGUGGGAUUACGGAGUUUUUAUUCGCCCUCUUUUCUUAAUCAUGUCCGAACUUUGGUUUUGGCUCUUUUUCCGAGAUGAUGCUCAUUUGUGGAAGAAUACAGGAGCCCGUUUUGCCGCGCGGGCUGUCACAUUAUUGGCCUGAAUGAGACUGUAUAUGUGCUCUUUCGAUGCCUGGUUUAUGGAGCUAAACACCGAGGAGACUUGACUUUAAGUAUUUUUUUUUUUCUUGCUUUUUUUUUUUUUUUGACAGCCGACGGAAGGGCGGGCGGUGAAAUCCAUGUUUUCACUGAGGUUGGAGGAAAAAGACGGGGCACAGCCGUGAUUUUCGGGAUGCUUUGGCGUUUACCGGGAUCAGCACGAUGACACCUCAUACUGGUACCGCACUUGAGUGAGCUGGGGCAUCCUCUCCCAGGAAAAAUGCAUAUCUGGAUCCUAAAAAUAAUCCUUCUGAUUGCAUCAUCUCUGAGGCUGGUCGAGAUGUAUGACAAUUAUGGGGAGAUCUGUCGAAACCUGUGUACGUGUGAGGAGAAGGAAGGGAUCCUGACGGUGAGCUGCGAGAACCGGGGGAUCAUCCGACUGACGGAAAUCAGCCCCGUCCAUUUCUCCAUGUACCACCUCCUGCUGACGGGGAACCUCCUGAAGAAGCUGUCAGUCAACGAUUUCAUCAAUUACACCGGGGUGACCAUCCUGCACUUGGGGAACAAUGAUAUCUCGGAGAUAGAAUCCGGUGCCUUCAAUGGACUCCAGGGAUUAAAAAGGUUGCACCUGAAUAACAACAAGAUCGAAGCUCUGAGGGAUGACACCUUUGCAGGACUGGAGAGUUUGGAAUACCUACAGAUUGAUUAUAAUUACAUCACCAAUAUAGAGCCCAACGCCUUGAGCAAACUGCACCAACUGACAGUGAUGAUACUGAAUGACAACCUGCUCUCUGCCCUGCCCACGAAUAUCUUCCGGAAUGUCCCCCUCACGCACUUGGACCUGAGGGGGAACCGGUUAAAAAUGUUCCCCUACAUCGGCCUCCUGGAGCACAUGGACAAAGUUGUGGAAUUACAACUCGAGGAGAAUCCGUGGAAUUGCUCCUGCGAGCUGAUCGCUCUGAAGGCUUGGCUGGAGAGCAUAGCCUACACGGCUCUGGUGGGGGAAGUGGUGUGCGAGACGCCGUUCAGACUCCACGGUAGGGACCUGGAUGAAGUGUCCAAGCAGGAACUCUGCCCGAGAAGACCCCUGGAAGACACGGUCAGGCCUGCGCCUCCUAGCAGCACCAAUGGAUAUUACCAGACCACACCUGCUGCUGUCACGGCCUCCGCCACCUCCUCGGCUGUUUUUAGGUCCUCCUCUAGGCCUACCAAGGGCACACGGCAAUUUAACAGAACUAAGUUAAGACCCACUUCCCGAAUACCAGGCGGUAACCCUUACAAUUAUGGCCCCAUCAUUGCUUUUCAGACCAAAUCUCCUGUGCCUUUGGACUGUCCCACUGCCUGCACGUGCAACCUGCAGAUAUCCGAGAUUGGGCUCAAUGUCAACUGCCAAGAGAGAAAGAUUGAAAGCAUUUCUGAUCUAAAACCCAAGCCAUACAAUCCUAAGAAAAUGUAUCUCACUGGAAAUUACAUCCCUGUGGUACGGAGAUCAGAUUUUGUGGAUGCUGUUGGAUUGGAUUUGCUUCACCUGGGAAACAACAGGAUAACUCUGAUCCACGACCGAGCUUUUGGGGAUUUAACCAACCUGCGUAGGCUGUAUUUAAAUGGUAAUCUCAUGGACAGGCUUACAGGAGAAAUGUUUUUUGGUUUGCAGAACUUGCAGUAUCUUUAUUUAGAGUACAACAAAAUCAAGGAGGUCGAGGCGGGCACUUUCCGCUACCUCCCUAAUCUCCAGCUGCUUUUCCUCAAUAAUAACCUCCUGAAAACCUUACCUGUGGGCAUCUUUUCCAGCCUCUCCCUGUCUAGGCUUAAUCUGCGCAACAACCAUUUCCAAAACCUGCCCGUGAGUGGUGUUUUAGAUCAGCUGAAGCUGCUGGUGCAGAUAGAUCUGUUUGAAAACCCCUGGGACUGCUCCUGCGACAUAGUGGGGAUGAAGAUAUGGCUGGAGCAGCUCAGCGCAGGCACAGUGGUGAACGAGGUUGUGUGUGAGACGCCGAGACGCCAUGCAGGAGUGGACGUGCGCUCCAUUCAGUCGGAGCAGCUCUGCCCAGACUACUCUGAUGCCUACGUCUCGCCAACACCCCCCACGGACGAGCCCAUGGACGAGCGGGUCGUCACUACAGACGCCCCGCACAAGUUCAACCCCCCCAGCAGCACCGUUCCCCUCUCUGUCCUCAUCCUCAGCCUCCUGCUUGUUUUCAUCCUGUCUGUCUUUGUGGCCGCAGGGCUGUUUGUUGUUGUGAUGAAAAAGCGCAAAAAGUCACAGAGCGACCGCACUAGCACCAACAAUUCAGACGUCAGCUCUUUUAACUUGCAGUACAGCCUCUACAGCAACCGCUCUGGCCCCAAAGUUAAGGCCCCGGCCGGCCACGUCUAUGAGUAUAUCCCCCAUCCCAUGGGCCACAUGUGCAAAAACCCUAUUUACAGGUCACGAGAAGGCAACACAGUGGAGGAUUACCGUGACCUCCAUGAGCUCAAGGUCACGUACAGGAGUACCCCUGACGAUGAGAGGGAUAGCAGUACGAUGAGGAGCCCUACGUACAGUGUUAGCACCAUCGAGCCACGUGAGAACCCCUCCCCUGUCCAGGAUGCAGACCAUUUCUUCAGAGGCAUCCUUGAGCACGAUAAGCAGUCCCCCCAUCCGUCAAUCCCAUCCAUCCCAGCAGGUGCCAAUUUAGAGUACAAGUACACAGGGCCUGUGUCGUACACGUACAACCCAAAUUUUGAUGUCAGACGUCAGUUCUUGCACCCGGAGAGGAUAAGAGAAACAGUGCUCUAUGGCACGGCACCCAGUACUGUUUAUGUGGAGCCCAACAGAAAUGAGUAUUUGGAGCUAAAAGCUAAACUGCAGUCUGAGCCCGAUUACCUCGAAGUUCUUGAGAAACAGACCACCUUUAGCCAGUUCUGAGCAACAGAAUCAUUAAUGUAAUGAAGCAUUUUGACCCUCCUUUGAAGCAGUGGCUCAGUUUAUAGGGUGCCUUGGCACGACACAAACAAGCAAGAGCGGAAGGAGUUUAAAAACGGGGUGUGCCGAACAAUCUUAUUCUUAUUUCUGAAACAUGACAUUACAGGAAUGGAUCCAGCUUUCUGAAACACGGAUGAACAAAAUUGCUCUACUUAACUGACGAUGCAAAAUCUAUUUUUCUAUGGUGAAGAUCGAAUAACACACAAAAAUGUAAGUGUACAGGUAAAUCUUACCCAACUUCAUUUUCAGGAAUAUAACCAUACAUAAGGUAUAUUGUGAAUCAGAAAAGAAAUGUUUAUAAAAAAUCACUCCUGGACAAAAACACUGUACAGCAGAUCAUCAAAACUGUGUAGGACUAUUUUCUGCUGUAGUCUGUAAGUAAGUAUUUAUUGAUAUAAUCUGCCAUGUCUUUUCAAAACUUUUGAUUCUACAUCAAUAUUACCUGUGUCAUCAUACUCCAUGAUCCUCCGGAAAAAGGCUUAUGUUUGUAGUUUCAUUUACCGUAGCUCUGCAUUGUAAAAGUGGCUUUUUUUGAAAGUGGCACACCCCCAAUGUUCAAAAAAGACUGCGUCAUUUGAAGAAGAUGAAAAAAAAAAAAGUGUCUUUGUAUGCUUUCUGCACUUUUUGGAAUUGGAAGGCGGGUUAGCCUUCAAUGAGCUCUCAUAAAGGAGAUUAUUAUAUUAAAAAUGAAUAUGGGUAUUCAUUCUUAAUAUGUAGAAUUGAUAUGUUAUCAAAACAAAAGUUCAUAAAUGAUAUUUGAAGUAUUAAUUCUGUUGUGUAAUACUGAUAUUUUAAUCAAUGUAACACCUAUUUUUAUACAAGCAUUCGCAGAUUCUCUAUCCCUUAUCAACUUGAUUUGUUUUGAUUGCUUUGCACUUAUUGCACUAUAUUGACCAAACUAUGUUAUUGUCAUCAAAUAAACAUGAUGUCAGGUUCAUAUAAUGUGCUUAUGAGGAGAUUAAGGCUGGUUGGGGGAUGAUAUGAAGGAGGCCAUUUGGGUUUGGUGCGACAGUGGAUGAAAUUAUGAAUCAUGGGAUUCGAGAGCAUGUAUUUUAUUUUGAAAUUGGCUAUGUUGUGGACUCAAUCACAGCAAAUAAGGAUACAGUAUAUGCCUCACUCAUGGGGGCAGCUAGUGUCUCAGUGAGGGGUGGAAUCAAUGCAUUGCAAUCAAUGAGCAUCAUCUGAGGUUUUCCCCUUUGCAAUUACACCAUGACAACGGCAUCCACGUUGCCGCCUGGCAAGCUCUGAUUUGGUCAUUUAUAAAAGCAUCGCUGGAGGUGACUUGAAAUGAACUGCUGUUUUAUCAAUCUGACGUCAGUGGGUAGAAACUUUGAUAAGACAUACAGCUGCUGGAUGAAGAGUAUGGUGCCUCAACCACUUCCCUUUAUUUCUAAUCUUUUGUUAAUCCUUUAGAUACAUUUCUUCACUUAAAGGAGCAGUGUGUGGGAUUUAGUGGCAUCUAGUGGUGAGGCUGCAGAUUGCAAUCGUCUGAAACUUCUCCCAUGUGCUGAGCUUCCGGUUUGUGUUUCCUUCAGUGUUCAUGGUUCAAGAGUUUUUUUACUUGCAGACGAAUUAUUCGUCGAGAUCUCUUCCUCGUCUAAACAGACAGACCUGGUGACUUAAACCUGUAAAACACUAAAAAAAAGCAGUUUCAUUGGAAAAGUCAGUGUUUUGAUGAAGCUGUUUGGCUGCUAGCCUCACACCCUGUUAAUAUCCGCUCGCCUUUUUUCGAUGAUAACUCAAGACCCAGACAUUCAGGAGGUUUUUACCAGUCGCCGAAUUAUCUGGAGAGGUCUCUUCCUCGUCUAAACAGAUGAACCUGGUGAUUUAAACUGGUAAUAACACUAAAUAAAGCAGUUUCAUUGUAAAAGUCAGUGUUUUAAUGAAGCUGUUUGGCUGCGAGCGUAGCACCCUGUUAAUAUCUGCUCAACUUUUUUCGAUGAUAAGUUAAGAUUCAGAAAUUCAGGAGGGUUUUACCAGGUGCCGAAUUAUCAACAGAGGUCUCUUCCUUGCCAAAACAAAUAAACAUGGUGAUUUAGACCGUGAAAACACAGAAUUAAGCAGUUUCACAGUAAAAAAUUGUGAUUUUUCGAUGCUGUUCAGCUCAUCGCGGUGGGGCUGCUAACAAUGGCGGACGAUUUUAAAAAACACAAUUGACCCUAUCUAGAGCAAGUGUUAAGGGUACUGUAGAAACAUGGCGGUGCAACAUGGCAAUCUCCGUUGACCAGGACCUAUUCCCGAUGUAGAAAGAAACGUCUCAUUCUAAGGUACCAGAAACAUAACAGUCGUUGAUGUUAUAUUCACUUUCAGCCAACAUAUUGCCCUAAAUCCUACACACUGAACUUAUAAGAGAAGGAUAUUAAAGGUAUACCCUGUAGGAUUGUCAUGCAUUAGCGGAAGUGAAAGUAAAUGCCCAGGUUCACUCUGGUUUGGCGUUUUGCCUCACCGUACUUGUUUUUGUUUGGCGCUGUGUCUCUUGGAUGCCUGUUGCUUUUGGCAUCUGGUUGCUACCUUUUUAUAAAACCGCAACCUCACCUACGAUGCUCAUAAAUGUCCCAAACACUCGUCUAUACAUUGUUUUUUAAGACAAUCCUGCUUAGUAUACCUUUAAGAAAACAUGUUGAAAAUGGUGCAUGUUUUUGAUUUUAAAGUCCAACUGAAAACACACUCAGUCGCCCUUUUAUGUUGUCAAAAUGCUUUUUUUUUUUUUUUUAAAUGUAUUGUUAAUAGUUUCUCAUUAUUAAAAGGAAGAAAAAGAUGUCUAUGUUGGAUUGACAGCAGCAGUGGUGUUAGAGAACGAGAGACACAGUAAACAGACUCGCUCUGCAGCCUACAUUUCAUGUGCAGACAGUGUGUUGUUAGUGAUAUUAAAGAGCAGGGCCCACACCAGCAUCUAACCGCACUGAGGUGACCUUUGCAGGUACGUUUACACGCUGUUUAAUGCGCUGCAGCUCAGCAGCUAAUUAGCUAUCUGCCCCAGUGAAUGUUUGUGUGGUGCUUCAACAGGCGAAGGCGCAGGGGCAGUAUGUGUGUUCAUGCUCGGAGACUUUAGCAGGGGAAGCUAAUGCGCCUGUAGCUCUUGUGUCAUGUAGCAGGCUGCUGGUGUGAGUGAUUGGCUGCAUCGAAAUGACAGAUUAAUGCAAACCUAGGGGUCGCCGUCGUGACACCAAAAAUGUAAUAUAUAAAUGUCUCCCUGUGCUGUAGCAGACACAAAAAAAUGCAAUUUAAUUUCAGUUGGACUUUAAGUUACUCUGACCCACUUAAAUCCAAUAUGCAAAGCAGGUCUAUAAAAAUGCAAAGGAUGCACCGUGCCACCAUUUUCAGUGUGCGCCGGUGAGCAUCACCAUUUAGGAAUCCAAUGUUCCCUAACUGAGACAGGCAGGGAUCUCUCCGGAGAGGCCGUGUCGCUGUUAAUCUGUCCCCUCGUUUCCUCAUUCGGAAUUUGGAUUAUUGUGAAUUUAUAAUUAAAUCUGCGAAAAUAAAAUGUAUUUUUUCAGUUUAAUUUCACUCAGGUUCCAGCUGCCUUUUCUCAAUGACAACAAAAAAAAAAAAAAAAAAAAAAAGAAAUGCAACCAGCCUGCUUGGGGUCCUUCUUUUGCUGGAUCUUUUCAUAGAAGCCCAGAAUGAGAACAGAAGGCACCAUUUGGGAGAUGAGGAGUCCUGGAACCGAGUGUAACUGUGGAUGUGUCAUACAUGUAGCAGGGGAUGUGAAUCAUAGCCAAGGAGUGUGUGCAGUCGCCCAGUAUUGGUGGCCUAUGGGAUGGCACAGUGUUGACAUGGGUUUCUAUUUAUUUUCCUGAUGCCAAUAUGUAAAGGACGAGGAUGGAAACCAACCCGAUGUGUGCACUGAUAAAAUGUUUCAAAUGUAAAGUGCAAUGCUAUGUUUUUUUUCUUCGAGUAUUAUAUAUUUUCAGGAUGAUUUGGCGAAGUUCACAUAAUGAUUGAGCACAAUUACAUAAUCACUGAAUCAUGCAUUCCAAAUGGGUUUGUUAUUACUGUAUCUGUGUGUAUGUUACACUCUACCCACCCAAACUCCUGCACCAGAGUAAUGGCUGCAUGAAGCAUCCCACUGCAGGAAGCUGGAGUGUGUGUGUGUGGAGAGAGAAAGAGGGAGGGAGGGGGAGACUGUUGCCAGUUGAAAUAAUGCUUUUAAUCAGCCAAUGGGCUCUUUAGGUCUUAACACAAAUGGAAGAAUCGAGGAAGGGCAGAGAGUUUAUUAUGCCUUAUUCUUUUAUAGCCUUUCAUGAGCUCUGUAGCCGUGAUGCCAUGCAGCCUGCACUUAAAAUUAUCCCAGCAUCUCCAAAAGAUUUCUGCAAUGGUCAACAUCUUGCGGAAAAAGUCAGAAAGUUCUGAGACGAAAUACCUCGGCUCAUGUUGCCUCAUGCUACACAAGAGCCCCCCUGAUUUACGGCUAAACCUAUUGUGCGGAAUCUGACGCGAGGCUGAUGCAACGCGAGGCGUGAUGUACGUGCAGAUGUAGCUGUCACAGGAGCCUCACUCCUCGCUCGAUGCACGCAGCAAAGGGAAACUUCUGAAGAGUUUGUUCUUGGCUGCAGCACACAAUCCAACUCGUUUCAGAUGGAGAGGUGGGAGAGACAGUGACGGGCAGUGUGUGCUCCAGUAUUUUCUUACACUUCUCUGCUUUCGCACCAUUUGAGAGUUAAUCAAUGUGGAAUUGUACAACGCGUGAAGCCCGUCCAAGCUGCAUGAAGUGCUGGCUCGUCGCUCGGCUAUUUUCAACUCGGAGGCGACCAUUUUCUGACAGCGUACUGAAAA
Molecule: messenger RNA, 8315 nt
Organism: Epinephelus fuscoguttatus (brown-marbled grouper)
Lineage: Eukaryota; Metazoa; Chordata; Actinopteri; Perciformes; Serranidae
Gene: slitrk5
Product: SLIT and NTRK-like protein 5
Exons: 2
Coding region: 855-3482 (875 amino acids)
Biological process (GO): positive regulation of synapse assembly; axonogenesis; regulation of presynapse assembly
Cellular component (GO): membrane
Molecular function (GO): protein binding
Source: RefSeq, a predicted model, not a curated record